GAAUCCUGUCAGUACUUCAAUAUAACCAACAUUAAGGUAGGCUUAAAAAAGUAUAUGAAUUGUUUAAACUUUGAGGGAUUCAGCAUGAACAUUGAUACUUGUCAGCCCGAGAAAAUGCUUUUUGUAAUAGGCAAUGAAGCACAUUUUAAUGACAAUUUUGAUUGGUUAAGGAAACUGUCGAAAGUAUGAUAGAAGGUGAAAUGGCUGUGGUUGAAUUUGAGAAGCCUUCUCGGUUAUGUAAUUUAACGGCGUGCUCUUCCGAUCCUUGUUUCAACAAUGGUCGAUGUCAAGUUGACGGAUCCGAUUUUAUUUGUCAUUGUCCUCGAGAGUGGACUGGAAAACAAUGUCUGAUUGAUGUUGACGAAUGCAAGUCAGGUUGGUUCCACUGAACUACCAAAUAUUUACGCAUAACUGGACUACUAUUUCAACCAUAACUUCGUGUCUUUUUAAUUUAUUCUAAUUUAUUCACUCACAUAUUCGUUUCUAUAGAUACCUGUAGUAACAAUGGUGUAUGCGUGAACAGAAAAGGAAGUUUCUCGUGUGAAUGUCGAAACUCAUCAACAAGUGGAAAACUCUGUCAGUUUAGAGAAAAAGUUUGCAACCCCAACCCAUGUGGUAAAGCAAAAUGUUAUCCGAAAGAGGUGAAACUGCGUUACGAAUGUCUUGCUGACGUUAAGGCUGUUGCCAUGGUGUUCACACUGGAUGAUGCGAGAUUACCGUUUAAGAAUUGGAUGUUGUAUGACGUGGCUAAGGAAAUUGAGAAUGCGAUCAAUGAUGCAGCGGUUGUACAAACAAGAGAAGGUAAAUAAUUAUAAAUGCAUUUCGUUUAUUUUUAGUUUACGAAUAAAAUCUUCACAUUGAGCAAAUAUGUUUCUAAAAAAAAUAUAGAAAUUGUUUUGUUUCUUAAGUGUGAUUUUUUACCAGGAAACAGUGUUUCCUGAUUUGCCCACCUUCGGGAAACAUAUGGCUAGGAAACAAUGUUUCCUGGUUUGCCCGUCUUUGAGAAACAUGGCUAGGAAACAAUGUUUCCGCAACACUAAUUCUUAGUUUCUCCGGGGCUUUAAUCUAUCGCUUCACUUUUAGGUGGACGAAGUCGACGAGAUACUAUAAUAGUUGAUUAUAGCGAGUGUUCAGUUCGUGUCAAGCAACACAAAUUAGUGCAGGACAAGCAACUUGAAUUGCAGAUAAUACUUGUUUGUGCCCAGCCCCCGGAACAGAAAUAUGUGUGCGAUGCCAUGUUCAAGCAAGGUAUGGUGACGUCAUGUACAGAUGAGAGUGGUACACGGGAAGCGAAACCAAAAACUGAUCCACCAACCAUUAACCCAGAGAGGUACGUAUUUUGAAUUACAAACUUGACCGCUGAUUGGCCAAAACCUGUGUCCAAAAUCUCAGAUCAUUCAUAAAACCCAUUUCCACUCAAGGAAAAUUUCCACGGACAGAAAUUUUCCAAAAAUAUCAUUGUUUAAAGUUGAAAAUUUUCAACUUCAAAAUUGUUUCUGACGGAAAAUUUGUGUCGGCCAAUCACAUUUAACAAAAUUUUCUUUGUGCGGAAAAUUUUCCUAAAUUGGAAAUGGGCCUAACUGGAAAGUUUGAGGUCUGUCCUGUAGCAUUGUUUAAACUGCAAAAUAUAUAUAUUUUUAGUGUAACUUUGGCGUUUAUUGUUCGCAAGCCAAAUGGGAAAGACACAGAGGCGUCUGAGACAAUCAAUGUGUUAAGGGAAAGAAAUAUUGAGGAGGAAUUAGGGAAACACAAAAUGUUUGAUAUCACUUUGAAAGGUAGCUAUUUAAAAUUUAGGAAAUAUACUACUAAAAGAAUGUUCUGCCUAAAAGUUUGAAAACAGAAGGCUGCAUUAACACACUGAGCUGAUAAUUUGAGAUGUCAUAUGUAAUAAACAUUUAUUAUGGGGUAUAUAAAAUACUCGAAAAGUAUGUUAAAAAAGAGGCACUAGCAGAGUGUUUUCAAAUACUUUGACGUGUUUUAUACGCUGGUAAUAGACAACUAUCGAGUUUGUUAUAUUACUUCUCAAAUGGACAUGUAUUUAAAGUGAGAAAUUGAAUGUACCGAGACCGACAACGACACAGUGCUCUUUUCGCUCAUGCAUUAUUAAAUUUGAGAAUUUUUUGUUAAACUGACUCACUUUGUUUCAUUUUAGCACGUUCCCUUAAAAAUGCCGAAUCAGGUAUGUUGCUGAUUUGUUUGUUUGUUUUGUUUGCUUAUUUGUUUAAUAUUUCAUCGCUGAAUCUCUCUGCAUCAAAUACUAACUGUCUUCUAUCUUGAUUUUCCUCAGGAGAAAGCGAUUCUGAUCUCUCGUCAGGUGCUAUCACUGGAGUGGUUAUUGGUUGCAUUGUUCUAAUUAUUCUCGCCAUCGUAAUUGUUUUCCUUGUCAUCCGUACUAGGUAUGUGAACUGUAUAUGUUACUGGAAUAUUAUUUUCAUAUCAAACCACCGAUCACAAUCAAUCACAUGUUCAACCAAUCAAUUUUACAAAGUUGUUCUGUAUCAAUCAAGACAACUUUAG
Molecule: messenger RNA, 2517 nt
Organism: Paramuricea clavata
Lineage: Eukaryota; Metazoa; Cnidaria; Anthozoa; Malacalcyonacea; Plexauridae
Source: the annotation of a GenBank genome assembly